Molecule: messenger RNA, 2913 nt
Organism: Dryobates pubescens (Downy woodpecker)
Lineage: Eukaryota; Metazoa; Chordata; Aves; Piciformes; Picidae
Product: protocadherin gamma-A5-like
Exons: 4
Coding region: 1-2913 (970 amino acids)
Biological process (GO): homophilic cell-cell adhesion
Cellular component (GO): plasma membrane
Molecular function (GO): calcium ion binding
Source: RefSeq, a predicted model, not a curated record
AUGUGCGCUUCGGGGAAGCGCGGGGGCCUGCAGGCGCGGGCCCUGCUGUGCUGCGUCCUGCUGUCGGCGUUGGAAGCGGCGUGGGGGCAGCUGCGGUACUCGGUGCCCGAAGAGGUGCCCAAGGGCUCCUUCGUGGGCGAUGUGGCCAAGGACCUGCGGCUGCAGAUGACUGCAAUCAGAGACAGUGGCGUCCGCAUCUUGGACAAAGGUAGGACGCAGUAUUUCUCUCUGCAUGGGAAGACGGGACAUUUGGUGACGGCGGAGAGGAUAGAUAGAGAGCAGCUGUGCGAGAGUGAGCAGCAAUGCGUGCUGCGGUGCGAGCUGAUAGUGGAGGGAGAAAUGAAAGUGUACGGAGUGGAAGUGACAAUCACUGAUAUUAAUGACAACGCACCCAGCUUCCCAGAGCCAGAAAUGCAGCUGAGAAUGAGCGAGACGAGAGUCGCAGGAUCUCGGUUUCCUCUGAUCGAAGCUCAGGACCCGGACUUGGGAACAAAUUCUGUCCUGAGCUAUGAGCUGAGCGGCGACGAGCACUUCUCACUGGCCGAGCAGGAAGGCCCUGGUGGCGAUCGCCGACCCGAGCUUGUGCUGGCCAAGGCACUGGACCGGGAGGAGGCGGCGUUCCAUGAUCUGCUGCUGAGGGCGAGUGACGGCGGAGAGCCGCCGCGGACGGGCACGGCGCGGAUCCGCGUGGUUGUGCUGGACGCGAACGACAACGCGCCUAUGUUCAGCCAGGCAGAGUACACUGUGCGUGUGGCUGAGGACGUGCCCGUGGGCUCUGUGCUCGUCACUGUCAUUGCCACCGACCCCGACGAGGGGAUUAACGGGGAUGUGAAAUACUCGUUGAAGAAAAUCACCAAGAAAGGCUCAUCGACUUUCCAGCUAGAUUCUGAAACGGGAUCUAUCACUCUGGUGCAGAGCUUGGAUUUCGAGGAAGGAGAAUCGUAUGAACUGGAAGUGCAGGCACACGAUGGCGAGGGCCUCUUCGACACUGCGAGGGUCGCGAUUACCGUUACAGACGUCAAUGACAAUAUGCCUAAAAUUUCAGUGUCAUCGUUGCUGAGCGACAUCUCUGAAGACGCCCAGUCAGGAACGGUGGUGGCCCUGCUGCACGUACAGGACCGGGACUCGGGAGACAACGGCCAGGUGCGGUGCUCCCUGGACACGGGAGUCCCGUUCCGGCUGGAGAAGUCGUUUGAGGAUUAUUACCGCGUGGUGACGACGAGGCAGCUGGACCGGGAGGAGGUGUCGGAGUACAACCUGACAGUGAGGGCGGCCGACGGCGGGUCGCCGUCGCUGGGGAGCAGCACGGUGCUGACCCUGCGGGUGCUGGACGUGAACGACAACGCGCCGGUGUUCAGCGAGGCGAGCUACAGCGCCCGGCUGCCCGAGAACAACGCGGCGGGCGCGCUGGUGCUGACGGUGCGGGCGCGGGACGCGGACUGGGGUCAGAACGCGCGCGUGCGGUACCGUCUGGGCGAGGGGCGGGUGCGUGGCGCGGCGCUGUCGUCGUACGUGUCGGUGCAGGCGGAGACGGGCGCGCUGUACGCGCUGCGCUCCUUCGACUACGAGGAGGUGCGCGAGGUGGGGCUGUGGGUGCUGGCGGAGGACGGCGGCUCGCCGGCGCUGAGCAGCAACGUGUCGGUGCGGAUCGUGAUCGUGGACGAGAACGACAACGCCCCGCAGGUGCUGUACCCGCCACCGGCGCCCGCGUCUGGGUCCGGUGUCCGUGGCUGGUCGGGGGUGGAGCUGGCGCCGCGGUCGUCGGAGCCCGGGGCGCUGGUGGCCAAGGUGGUGGCGGUGGACGCGGACGCGGGGCAGAACGCGUGGCUGUCGUACGAGCUGGCCAAGGCGACGGAGCCGGGGCUGUUCCGCGUCGGGCUGCACAGCGGCGAGGUGCGCACUGCGCGCUUCCCGCUGGCCCGCGACGCUGCCCGGCAGAGCCUGGUGGUGCUGGUGAAGGACCACGGCCGGCCGGCGCUGUCGGCCACGGCCACGCUGACCGUGGUGCUGGCCGAGAGCGUGGCCGAGCUGCUGGCCGAGCUGGGCAGUGAGGCGGCGGCGGCGGUGCCGGGCGAGGCGGCGGGCAGCCUGACGCGCUGGCUGGUGCUGGCCGUGGCGGCCGUCUCCUGCCUCUUCCUCGCCUUCCUGCUGCUGCUGCUGGCACUGCGCCUGCGGCGCUGGCGGCGCUCGCAGCUGCCUCCUCCUGCGGGCGGUGUUUUACGCGGCGUGCCGGCCACGCAUUUCGUGGGUAUCGACGGCGUCCGCGCCUUCCUGAGCUCCUACUCACACGAGGUGUCGCUCACCGCCGAUUCACGCAAGAGCCAGCUCCGCUUGUCUCCCGGUAGCUGCUGUGACACCCUUCCGGCCCGCCCGCUGCCCGACGAGCCCGCGCCGCUGCUGGGGGAGGACCCUGCCGGCGCCCGCCCGCAGGACGUCGACAAUGCUCCGCGUGACAGCGUGGGAGACAGAAGCAGCUUCAGGCUGCUGUUAUCUGGCGUUUGCCAGUGGGAAAUUGCGUUAAGAGCAGUGUCAGACAUCUUCACUGCAGAUGAAAGUGUCUUUGAAUGUAGCAUUAAAGCCACCGUAUCGAAUAUAUUUGAACUCCUUUGGCGUAGCACUAAAUCAGUGAAGGCGCUUAUAAAAGAUGAGACUGCAAAUCUGGAUGCUCGCAACUCACAUUCCCGCUCCCCGGCAGCAGGCGGCUGCGAUGGCGAUGUGGCGCCUCAGGGUGCCGCUGUUGACCAAGGCGGAGUAGCAGCCGAGCCGCCGCAGCGUCCCUCCCCGGAAGGCUGCUGGGUCUCAGCGCCAGCCGGAGCGGCAGCGGCGCAAGCAACAGAGGCAAGAGGCGGCGGGGGGAACAGCGGCGUCCGAGUCGGCACCGAGAUCGCUGCCCUCCGGCGGCUCGUGAGAUAA